This is a messenger RNA of Aethina tumida (small hive beetle), 1072 nucleotides long. Its product is annotated as START domain-containing protein 10. The transcript is spliced from 7 exons. The record is from RefSeq and is a predicted model, not a curated record. The coding region runs from base 16 to 951 and encodes 311 amino acids. Gene Ontology annotation, molecular function: lipid binding. NCBI's taxonomy places the organism in Eukaryota, Metazoa, Arthropoda, Insecta, Coleoptera, Nitidulidae.
AUAUAUCAGUACUGAAUGUGCGGCUGUUUCGUACGUUGUAGUCGAAAAGAAUCUUAUCUCGGUGCGAUAAAACACUCAUACGGGCUCGAAACUGCCGCACACACCGAAUUAUUAUGUGAGGUGAAGUUCGCUUCGUUUUCCAGUCUCCGCUUUUGGUUCAGACACAAUUUGCCCUCGAAAAUUCAAAACAUGGAACCGGGGGUGGUGAAGAUCGCCGAGGAUAGCGACUUCGACAUGCUCAAGAGUCUGGUCGACAGCGACACCGACUGGAAACUGGAAUACGACAAAGGGGGCGGCACGAAGGUUUGGAGCAAACCAACGAAGAAUUGCAGCUUCAAUAUGGUUAAAAUUCACACAGUCUUCCCAAAUGUGAAUGCGAAUACAUUAUUCGACGUACUCCUGGAUCCUGAUUAUAGAAAAGACUGGGAUGAACAUAUGCUCCAGUCCAUAGAAAUAGGAUACUUAAAUCCUAAUAACGAUAUAGGAUACUACUCACUAUUUUGUCCAUCGCCUGUGAAAAACCGCGAUUUUGUGUUACAAAGAUCGUGGCUGGACAUGGGAAGCGAAAAACUUAUAUUGAAUCAUUCAAUUGAACAUAAGGAUUACCCACCCAAGAAAGGAUUCGUUAGGGCAAUUUCGUAUUUAACUGGAUAUGUGAUAAGAUCAACCAAAAUGGGCUGCUUUCUGGGGUACAUCUCUCAGACAGAUCCUCGAGGAAAAUUACCUUCUUGGUUAUGCAACAAAUUGACUCAGAAAUUCGCACCAAAAGUCGUCCAACAAUUACUGCACGCUUCACAGGGCUACGAAAAUUGGAAACACUCGCAAAUUAACCCCAACUACAAACCCUGGGUUUACCCCGAGUUAACUCUGGAUGUUCCGAGAGUCAGCGUAAAAGAUUGCAAAGCGGUAACGGCAGUGAGUUACGCAGAAUGCGAAGAUGAUGAGUCCUAAAAUUCGGCCUAGAAAACUUAAUUUUUAAGAAAGGUUAAACAAAAACAUUUAUUGAAAACGGGUCUUUUCAAAUAAAUUGUAUAUUUAUAUUUUAUAGAAAAAAUAUAGUAUUUAGAUAGUA